This is a messenger RNA of Fundulus heteroclitus (mummichog), 6497 nucleotides long. It is a transcript of the gene crybg2, whose product is annotated as crystallin beta-gamma domain containing 2. Lineage: Eukaryota; Metazoa; Chordata; Actinopteri; Cyprinodontiformes; Fundulidae. The record is from RefSeq and is a predicted model, not a curated record.
AUGGACACGGUGAUGCAGAGGUUGCCCCCGGCGCUGUCCCCGGCCAGGCAGACCCGCUCCGCAGCCAAAAAGUUGAGCUACUCCGAGUUGGACCUGAGGAAACCCAAACGUCUGGCUACGUUCUCCUUCGGCCUGAGGAAGAGGAGGAAGAGCGGCGAGGAGAACGUCUCACAGAGCACCUUUGGUCUUCACAGCGCCGAUGUCCAGCAGGAGAACCCGGGCUCCCGUUUGGAUCCGGAUCCGACCGGCUCCAACAUGCAGCUCAGUCUGUCUCAACCCGAGCUCGACACCAGCGGCACCUUCGACAUCCCGUCUCCUCCUCCUCUGUCUUCAAAUCGAUCUGAGGCGUACUUCUCCUUCCCUCUCGGAUCAUUCCUCAGCCCCAGGUACCGGCCAGAACCCGACCAGAACCUCCCGAUGGCUGGCCCGAAGGAACGCCGAGCGCUCAGAGCGCCUCCAUCCAGGAGCUUCAGCUUCAAGAUCCUUCCUCCCAGGAGCCGGAGAACCUUCCUGCUCCUCCUGCUCCAACACAAACCGUUCCCAGCCUCCAGCGCCAGCAGGCGGAACCGGGUCUGGACCCAGACCUCCUGCAGAACUACGGCUCGGCUGCGUCAGCACACCCUCAGCCAGAGGAGGCGUCAGGAACCCCCGGAGCUGCUCCUGAAGACCAGCAGCUCUGACAGGAACGUUCCCGAUGCUCCUCUGAGUCCAGAUUCAGGUCCUGAAGAACCUGAACAUCAGGUGACCUCUGGAACCCAAUCUGUGGUUCUGACCCGGGCUGCCGAGCCGAGGACCACGCCGUCCAGGCAGGACUCAGCUGAAGGUUCAGCUCCUGGAGAAGCUCUACGUCUCAGUGGUUCUCUGGAUCCUGAACCGGACCCACGGACCGGUUCCGUCAGCAGCAACCGGAUCUCAGCUGAGAGUUCUGACCCUGAUUCUGUCUCCAUGAGCUCUGAACCGACCCGGGUUCCCACCAGCCAGGGUUCCCUCUUUGCUCCACGGCUCGGCUCAGAGGAACCUCCCUCCCAGAACCCAGAGAGAGGUUCUGCCUCCCAGACAGAACCGCCUGUGGUCCAGCCCCCCCUGCUGUCACGUGGCGCUGCCGCAGGUGAAGCCAAUCCCACCUGUGCUCCCUCGGCCCAGGUGUGCAGCUCCUCUCGGGUCCCGGUUCUGGACUCGGCGCACAGCGCAGGCCUUGUUCCGGACUCGGCUGCUUCUCGGGUUUCUGGAGCGUCUCCGGGGACGGGCUCUCGGGUUUCCUGCUCUAAACGCAGAGCGGUCCUGCUCAGACGGUCGUUCCCAGCCGAGUCCUCGCCCCGGGAUCACAGAAUGAACGGCCAGGAGGGGGAAACCCAAACGCAGAGCUCCCCAGAACCUCCAGAACCGGACCGAGCUCUGAGUCCGGCCUACCUGAGCCUGGGCUCGGACGAAGGCAGCACCUACUUCAGCGCUCAGGAGGACGAGCCGGAGAGCGGAGAGGAGGAGAUGCUGCCUGAGGGGGGGGGCGCCCAGCAGGGGGGGGCGGCUCACACCUGCACCCAGAAGACACCUGAGGGUCAAAGGUCAGAGGAUCCGCUGCUGCUCCACAGAAACUUCAGGCUGGGACCAAAGCCAGAGGAGGAGGAAUCAGAGCCAGCACAGGUGAGAGGGGAGGGGCUGCUGGCAGCACCGGUUCAGCAGGUAAACGGGCCGCAGGAAUGCGACUCGGCCCCGCCCUCCUCUGAUCCGGCGGGGGAGGGAAAGCAGGCCAGAGACGUGGAGACGGAGGAGCAGAGCGCCCCGAGCCUGCAGGCAAAGUUUCCAGUUUCUGACACCAGGAGACCCGAAGAAACCGGAGAGCGGCGCCGGGUCGGAGCCGGAGGCCAGGAUGAGCGCGGCUCACGCACACCUGCCGCUGCUGCAGGACGCACACCUGACGCUGCUGCAGGACGCACACCUGACGCUGCCGCCGCCGCCUCCCGCACACCUGAGGGGGCGGGACCCGUGACUCAGGGCGCAGACGGACACGCUGCGACGCCACCACAGGUGUCAGAGCAGCCGUCAGCCACGGAACCGUGCACACCGCCUCCUCACCUGCACCCAGCCGAGGCCGCGGGUCAACGGGACCACAGCUUCCAGCAUUCAGGACCAGAACCGGAACCAGAACCGGAUGACAGGAUGAAUUCAGGCUUCAGCAGCCUGAGCACCACCCUGAAGAACUCCUCUCCUCCCAGGGAGGAGGAACCUAAAUCCCGUUUCCACAAAGUGUCGCUGGUUGCCACUGAAACCAGCAGCAGGACCGAGGAGCCCGACCCAGAAGCGGAGUACAAGUGGAAGAACCGAUUUCAGGGCCUGACCCAGUACAACUCCAGCAGGUCCCUCCUCCCGGACUCCUCCCCCUCCUCCCCCUCCUCCUCCUCGGCUCCCAGCAGCCUGACGGACGGCUCUGUGUAUCUGAGCCCUGCUGGAGCUGGGGAGUGGAGGCGGAGCCUGCUGGAGGAGGAGGAGCCAGCUGCUCCCGCAUGUGAAGAGGAGGAACGGCUGAAAGGAGAGACAGAGUGGAGAAGGUCUGAGUGGGAGCAGGAGCAGCACUCCGUGUCCUCCAGGAGCACCGACGACGACGACUCCCUCUUCACCGGAGUCUUCAGGGCCACCCUGGUGGAUCUGGUCUCUGAUCCUGCACCUGCCCUGCCUCCCCCCUGCUCCCCUGAAGCAGACUCCCCCUUAAACGACAUGGACAACCUGAUGGACACCCUGAAGAGCAUGGGGCCCUCUCAGAGGCCCAGGAGCACAGGCCCCCGCGCUGCCCCCCCUGCGCUGGUCUCCUCCCUGCCCCCCAUCAAGGAAGACCUGGUGAGCCCCAUCACCACCGACCUGGCCCCCUCCCUCAGCGCCCCCUCCCUCAGCGCCCCCUCCCUCAGCGCCCCCUCCCUCAGCGCCCCCUCCCUCAGCACCCCCUCCCUCAGCACCCCCUCCCUCAGCGCCCCCUCCCUCAGCGCCCCCUCCCUCAGCACCCCCUCUUUCAGCGCCCCCUCCCUCAGCGCCCCCUCCCUCAGCGCCCCCUCCCUCAGCGCCCCCUCCCUCAGCGCCCCCUCCCAGGGGCCACAGGAGCCCCAGAAGCCGCUCUACGCGCUGCCGGCUGACCUGGGCCUCAACAAGAACCCCAUCAGGGACAAGAUGUCCCCGCUGGAGCUGAUGAAGAAGAGCCAGGAACCCGCCUCCUCUCUGGCUAACGGAACCGGGCCCCCACCGUCUCCCUCCACCAGCUCUCGCCUCGACAGCAGCUUGCUCUUCAAAAACUACCGCUCCUCAUUCUCGGACCAGAAGCUGGAAAACGGGAGCGCCAACCGGCCCCUGGCCCGCGCCCUCUCCCUGCCGGAGACCGGGCCCUCAGCCAUGAGACUGAGUGAGCCUGGGGACGUGGGGCCCAGCAGGGACGCAAAGGGGUCCCGUCUGGAGCGUCUCUCCUUCCUCAUCAACUCCUCGUCGAGCUCCCAGAACGGAGCCGGGGACUCCAGCCCAGGGGCCCGGACCAGCUGGCUGUCCUCCCUGUCCCCCACCUCCAACGGCCCCACCAGCCUGGUCAGCCGCAGGGACCCCAUUGACCUGCAACGGCCCCUCACCGACUUGGAGCCGGGGGUCCUGCAGAGGAGCCUCAGCUGUGAGGGCCCGCCACAGAUGCCCCAGUUCAGAAGUGUCCUGGAUGGCCCCCAGUUCAGCAGCGUGCAGGGAGGCCCCCAGUUCCAGAGCCAACGGGAUGAACCAGACUUUAGCCUGAUGUCCAAGUACCGAGCUUUUCCAGACGCCUAUCUGACUAAGGAGAAGGAACACGGGAAGCUCAACCCUCGUCCAGGAAAGAUGUUCAUCUUUGAUCGGCCGGGGAUGUGCGGUCAGAGGAUGGAGAUCCGCGGCGACGUCAUCGACGCCACCGCCUGGGAGCUGCAGGACACCAUCUCCAUCAGGGUGGUGAGAGGAGGGUGGGUUCUUUACGAGAAGCCCAACUUCAAAGGGGAGAAGAUCGCUCUGAAUGAGGGCGACAUCGAGCUCACCUGUCCCUUCAGCCCACCUGAGGAGCAGCUGCAGAACGGACACCAGGAGAACCAGGAGAACCAGGAGAACCAGGGGGACCAGGAGCAGGACGGUGAAACCACCGAGGAGAAGCCGAGCCGCAGGUUCAUCAUCGGCUCGGUGCGCAGAGCAGUCAGGGACUACAGCGUUCCAGAGAUCGCCCUCUUCCCGGAGGAGAACGCGGAGGGGAAGAAGGUGGUCUUCAGGGACACGUCUGAGGACGCCCGCAUCUUCGGCUUCCCCAUCAGGGCCAAGUCGGUCAUCGUGAACGCCGGGCUCUGGCUGGUGUUCUCGCAGCCGUUCUUCCAGGGCGCCCAGCGGAUCCUGGAGGUGGGGGGCUACACCAACCCUGCAGCCUGGGGGGUGGAGGAGCCCUACGUGGGCUCGCUGCAUCCGCUCAAAGUGGGAGAACCUCGGGUGGAGAACAUGAGGGAACCCAAGAUGGUGAUCUACGAGAAGCCGUACUUCACCGGCAAGUCCAGGACCAUCAGCUCCAACAUGAGGGACUUCAUGAGCCGCACCGACCGCCAGCAGAACCUCUUCAUGCCCAAGCUGGGUUCCCUGAAGGUCCUGGGAGGAAUCUGGGUGGGCUACGAGAAGGAGGGCUUCCGUGGACACCAGUACCUCCUGGAGGAGGGGGAGUACCACGACUGGAGGGUGUGGGGGGGCUGCGACUCCGAGCUGCGCUCCGUCAGGAUCAUCCGGGCGGACCUGACGGAGCCGAUGAUGGUGAUGUACGAGCAGCCCGAGGAGGAGGAGGGCGUGAUGGAGGAGAACACCUUCGAGGUGACUGAGGCCAUCCCUGACGUGGAGCUGUUCUCCUACAAGACCUCCACGCGCUCCAUCCACGUCCUGAGCGGAGCGUGGGUGGCCUACUCGCAUGUGGACUUCUCGGGGAACCAGUACAUCCUGGAGAAAGGCUUCUACAGCAACUGUGCCGACUGGGGCUCUCAGGACACCCGGGUCUGCUCGGUGCAGCCCAUCUUAGCGGCCCCGCCAGAGACCCCCGGCCCCAGAGACCAGAUCAUCCUGUACGCAGAGCCAGACUUCCAGGGCGAACGCCGCGUCUUCCACCACAGCCAGGCGGCGCUCUCUGACAAGUUCAUCACCAAGUCGUGUCGAGUGGUGAGAGGAAGUUGGGUCCUCUGUGAGAACACGCAGUACUCUGGGAACAUGUUCGUCCUGUCGGAGGAAGACUACCCCAGCGUGUCCAGCAUGGGCUGCUCCUCCUCCGGCUGCUCGGUGCUCUCCAUCAGGCUGGUGCCGAUGAUGCUGUCGGUUCCGUCCGUCUCUCUGUUCGGGCUGGAGGGUCUGGAGGGCCGGGAGAUCACCGUGGACUCUGAGGUCAUCAGUCUGGCCCAGGAGGGCUACAACGACCACGUGCUGUCGGUGCGGGUCACCAGCGGCUGCUGGGUGCUAUGUGAACACAGCAACUACAGGGGGCGCCAGUUCAUCCUGGAGCCCAUAGAAAUCCCCAACUGGCCCAAGUUCAGCUCCCUGCAUAGGAUUGGCUCCAUGUUCCCCAUCAGACAGAAGCGGCACUUUUUCCGUGUGAAGAACAAGGCGAGCGGCCACUUCCUGUCGGUGCAGGGAGGCGUGGAGGAAAUGAAGACGGGCCGAGUGGUGGCGACCGCCGAGGUGGAGCCGCUGAGCGACAUCUGGUUCUACCAGGAUGGACUGAUCAAGAACAAGCUGGCUCCCACCAUGUGUCUGCAAGUCAUGGGGAGCGUGGAGCCGGCAGCUAAGGUGGUUCUGUGGAACGAGACCCGGCAGCCGAUCCAGACCUGGUCGGCUAAGAUGAGCGGCCUCAUCAGCAGCGUGACCUUCCCUGGGAUGGUGCUGGAUGUAAAAGGUGGCAGAACGUACGAUAAGGAACACGUGGUGGUGAUGCUGGAGAACGACGAGAGGCCGAGUCAGCAGUGGGAGAUGGAGCUGCUGUAGCCGUCGGCAGCGAUGAGACCUUCUGAGCUGCAGGUUCUUCUGGACCCGCCCAGACCUGCAGGUGGAGCUGUGAGGCUGCAGGAUGUCCUGGAGAGAUGCUCCUCAUCUAAGAUUUGACCCUGAUUGUUCUGAUCCGAUGCCUGGCUGCUGAGCGGUGGACCUGCAGGAACGUCCCACUGUGGUUCUGCUGGACCCGAUUUAAUCACUUUCUGCUUCUCUGUGAUGCUCUGAGCUCCUGUGAAAGUUCUGCCCGCCUCGUCAGACUGGACCUCUGCAGAUCAAACCGUUUUUGUUGAUCCUGCCUCUGAAUGAAGCGGCACCAGAACGUGUGUUUGGACAUUACUGCAGCCCGGUUCUUCCUGUUGGACCCGUUUAUGGCUUCUUACUGUUACAUGAACUGGCUUCAGCUCUGUUAAUAUGUCAGAUUAAAUAGAUUAUAUUUAGAUAAAUAUUGUAUAUGAGGGAAUGGUUUUAAAUGUUCAAUAAAAAAUAAAGUGACAGUGAAAGAA